This is a messenger RNA of Baudoinia panamericana UAMH 10762, 438 nucleotides long. RefSeq lists its product as uncharacterized. The transcript has 3 exons. Lineage: Eukaryota; Fungi; Ascomycota; Dothideomycetes; Mycosphaerellales; Teratosphaeriaceae. The coding region runs from base 1 to 438 and encodes 145 amino acids. The record is from RefSeq and is a predicted model, not a curated record. Gene Ontology annotation, biological process: clathrin-dependent endocytosis; protein transport. Gene Ontology annotation, cellular component: AP-2 adaptor complex; intracellular membrane-bounded organelle. Gene Ontology annotation, molecular function: clathrin-cargo adaptor activity.
AUGGUUCUUUCCUUCAUUCUAAUUCAAAACCGCCAAGGCAAGACUCGCUUGGCGAAGUGGUACGCACCGUACAACGAUGACGAGAAAAUCAAGCUCAAAGGCGAAAUCCACCGCCUAGUCGCGCCACGUGACCAGAAGCAUCAAAGCAACUUUGUCGAGUUCCGGGGCAGCAGCAAGAUAGUGUACAGGCGCUAUGCUGGACUCUUCUUCUGUGCAUGUGUCGACGCGAAUGACAAUGAGCUGGCUUAUCUCGAAGCGAUCCACUUUUUCGUUGAGGUAUUGGAUCAAUUCUUUGGCAACGUAUGCGAGCUGGACCUGGUGUUCAACUUCUAUAAGGUCUACGCCAUCCUCGAUGAGGUGUUCCUGGGGGGUGAGAUCCAGGAGACUUCAAAACAAGUCGUCCUCACUCGGCUCGAGCAUCUUGACAAGCUGGAGUGA